AAUGGGGCGGAGGGGGCCGGCGCUAGAGGCCGGUGCCCAAUGGGGGCAGCGAGCGGCGCUCGGGAGCGGAGGGCGGCGGAGCUCGGGCUGGAGCCCCAGCGCUGUCCCGCCGGACCCACCUGCAGCCCGGGCCAGAAGCCGCCAGGAUGCCGCUCGCCCAGCUGGGAGAUCCCUGGCCCAACAUGGAGCUGGUGCAGCUGGACACGGAGAAUGGGCAGGUUGCACCAGAAGAAGGUGGGAGACAUCCAUCAAAGGCGAAAUCGGACAUAUCUUGGAUAGAGGAAGACGUUGUAGACUCAGCAGAUAAGGAUGAAGGUAUCGUGAAAGAAAUUAACAUCACACACCAUGUGAAGGAGGGCUCUGAGAAGGCUGAUCCUUCGCAGUUUGAACUUCUCAAAGUUCUGGGCCAAGGCUCUUUUGGCAAAGUCUUUUUAGUAAGAAAAAUCACCCCACCUGACAAUGGCCAACUCUAUGCCAUGAAGGUACUGAAGAAAGCAACCUUGAAAGUGCGUGAUCGCGUAAGGACAAAAAUGGAAAGGGACAUCUUAGCUGAUGUGAACCAUCCCUUUGUGGUGAAACUGCACUAUGCAUUCCAGACAGAGGGCAAACUCUAUCUCAUCUUGGAUUUCUUGAGAGGAGGAGAUCUUUUCACUCGGCUUUCCAAAGAGGUAAUGUUCACUGAGGAAGAUGUGAAGUUCUACCUAGCUGAGCUGGCUUUGGGGCUUGAUCAUUUACACAGCCUGGGAAUCCUAUACCGAGACCUCAAACCAGAGAACAUCCUCUUGGAUGAAGAAGGACACAUCAAACUCACAGAUUUUGGUUUGAGUAAAGAAGCCAUUGAUCAUGAGAAGAAAGCAUAUUCCUUCUGUGGGACAGUGGAAUAUAUGGCACCAGAAGUUGUGAAUCGUCAGGGCCACACCCACAGCGCUGACUGGUGGUCAUAUGGUGUAUUAAUGUUUGAGAUGCUCACUGGCUCCCUGCCAUUCCAGGGAAAAGACCGUAAGGAGACAAUGACCUUCAUUCUCAAAGCAAAGCUGGGCAUGCCUCAGUUCCUGAGCUCCGAAGCACAGAGUCUCCUGCGAGCCCUUUUCAAAAGAAAUCCAGCCAACAGAUUAGGUUCUGGUACAGAUGGGGCAGAAGAGAUAAAGCGUCACCCUUUCUACUCCACCAUUGACUGGAAUAAGCUAUAUCGCAGGGAGAUCAAACCACCUUUCAAACCUGCAGUGGCACGACCAGAUGACACCUUUUAUUUUGACACAGAGUUCACCUCUCGUACGCCGAAAGACUCCCCUGGAAUUCCCCCGAGUGCGGGGGCCCAUCAGCUCUUCCGAGGGUUCAGUUUUGUGGCAACUGGAUUGAUGGAGGAUGGCAUGGUCAAACCUACCCAGGCACCUCUGCAUUCUGUGGUACAGCAGCUGCAUGGCAAGAGUCUCCAGUUUAAUGAAGGCUACGUAGUGAGGGAGACAAUCGGUGUGGGCUCCUAUUCAGUGUGUAAACGCUGCAUUCAUAAAUCCACCAACAUGGAAUAUGCCGUCAAGAUCAUUGAUAAGAGUAAACGAGACCCUUCUGAGGAAAUGGAGAUCCUCCUGCGGUACGGGCAGCAUCCAAACAUCAUCACACUGAAAGAUGUGUAUGAUGAUGGGAAGCAUGUUUUCCUGGUGACUGAGCUGAUGAGAGGAGGGGAGCUGCUGGACAGGAUCCUCAGACAGAAGUGUUUCUCUGAGCGGGAGGCCAGUUCUGUGCUGCACACGAUCUGUAAAACUGUAGAGUAUCUGCAUUCUCAAGGGGUAGUUCAUCGAGACUUGAAACCCAGCAACAUUCUCUACGUGGAUGAGUCUGGAAACCCAGAGAGCAUUCGCAUUUGUGACUUUGGCUUUGCCAAGCAGCUGAGAGCUGAGAAUGGCCUUCUCAUGACCCCUUGCUACACUGCAAACUUCGUGGCCCCUGAGGUACUAAAACGUCAAGGCUACGAUGAGGGAUGUGACAUCUGGAGUUUAGGGAUACUCCUCUAUACGAUGCUGGCAGGAUACACUCCUUUUGCAAAUGGGCCCAGUGACACCCCAGAGGACAUCUUGAGCCGAAUAGGCGGGGGGAAGUUCACUCUCAAAGGAGGAAAUUGGGACACGGUUUCUGAGGCAGCCAAGGGUCUGGUUACAAAGAUGCUCCAUAUUGAUCCUCAUCAGCGCCUGACAGCCAAACAAGUUCUGCAGCAUCCCUGGAUAACACAGAAGGAUAGGUUACCCCAGAGCCAGCUGAGUCACCAGGAUGUACAGCUUGUAAAGGGAGCCAUGGUUGCAACAUACUCUGCAUUAAAUCGCUCCAAGCCAAGCCCCCAGCUGAAGCCCAUUGAGUCAUCCAUUCUGGCACAGAGGCGGGUGAAGAAGCUCCCCUCCACCUCACUGUAGUGGGAAGCCUGGGCAGUCCAUGCCAUUGCUGUGCAGUGCUGUCACUCCUGACAUUGCACAAGCUGCUGAAGAUGGGAAGCAGGGAAACGGGCAGGAAAACAACGCAUGAAAGGAAGCCCAUUUGCAAACUGUCUUCCUCCAAAUCAUGUCAAGGCCAAGUGCCUUUUUCCUUCUGAAAGACUAGUUCUUCUCUUCGUGGACUCGCCUGUCCUGAUAGAAGUUCACUGUAAAACCUUUUUUUAAAAAGUGUAAAUUGAUACAAUUUUUAAAGGGAUGCAUUUGUGAAUAUGAGAACUAGAAUGUAUAAUCCGCGUAAUGAUGUCACGAAAGAGCAAAUCUGAUUUGUCUUUUCCUGUGAAGGGCCUGACCUUGGUUCUAGACACAUCACCUUUCACAGCUGAUUUGGGGUUCAGGGCUGGUGCAGCUGGAAGUCUGACCCUUUUUUUUUUUCCCUCAAAUUUUUUGUACCCUCCCCAAUGUCAAACUAGCAGCUGUUCUUUCCAGAACCACCUGUUAAAGAAGUCACCGCAUUUUUGUGUACAGUUUGUAAAACCAGUUCUUAAAUUUAAUCCUGUAGGUUUUGGUUUCCCCCACAUGACUUCUAUAAGAGUGCAUAAGCCAUUUUAAGCACCUACUUGGUUAAACUGUCCCAGAUAUCUGCAGGGUUUGGACCAUUCUUCCUCUUUCCCCCAACAUUCAUUCAGGAUUCUGUCGGAUGAACAGGUGCUGAUAGGGAAGAAAUAUUCUCUGUUACGAAGUCAAGUCUUUCUGGGUUGGCUUUGGUUUCUUUCUUUUUUUAUUCCUGUUUCACUUAGCACCAUCCAGGAAUCCAUGAUGCAAAGCAAAAUCUUUUUUUCAUUUUUUAAUUUAAUUUUGUUCUACGGCUGGUAACUCAGGGUUUCUGUCAGAACUUUAUAAUAAACAUGUCAUUCAGUUGAAGUUAUUUUACUGGCUGAAUGUUCACCCAUCCCUUUAGCUACAGAAUAAGCUAUGCUAGUCACUGCUCCUCUCUUUUGAAAUGGGGAUGAUGGUAUUUGCCUGCCUUUUGUAAAGUAUUUUGACAUCUACAGAUGAAAAGCUGUGUGUAUAAAUGCAUUUCUUCUCCCCAGGUGUCUCAGUGAUAGGGGAACUCAGUGCUGCUAACAGCUAUAUUAUGCCAUCUUCACUCAAGUUUAGAACUCACUCUGCAACUGAAAUUGUUAGGAUUAAUUGAGGAAUAAGGCACUAAUCAACAUUAAGGGUGGCAGAAUCUGGCCUGUAGAGGGGAAACUCUUAUUUACAGGAACUAAAUAUCACAAUCUUAAUAGAAAUCAGCCCUCAGAGACGACAGUAACUCCUCACUUAAAGCUGCAUUUUUCAGGAACAUAACUAUGUUAAGUGAAAUAAUGUUAAAUGAAUCCAAUUUUCCCAUAAGAUUUAAUGUAAAUGGGGUUAGGUUCCAAGGAAAUUUUUUGGGGGAAGACAAAAGGUAUUCUGUACUGUACUGUGUUUGGGAAGUGCCCCUGGCUUGCCCCACGCAGGCAAGGACACGAGGAAGCACUUUCGCAGCAGCAAUGGCAGCUUACCCAGAGAAGAACAGGCGCUGACUUUGCAGGGGAUGCUCCAGGCUCACCUCUUCCCAUCCCGCUCCGCUCCAGCUCCUCCUCUUCCCACCCCCACUCCACCUCCUCUUUGGAGCAUGCCACAUCCCCGCUCCUUCUCCCCCCGCCCCGAAAGCCCUAAGCGCCUCCAAACAGCUGUUUGGUGACACUUAGGACUUUCUGGGAGGGAGGGGGGAGGAGUGGAGAUGCAGCACUUCCACAUUCUCCCCCCCCCCCCGAAAGUCCUAAGCGCCACCAAACAGCUGUCUGGCGGUGGGGGAAGUGUUGGGAGGGAGAGGGAGGAGGCGGAGAAAAGGAAAUUGUGCGAUACUCCCUUGUAAGUUGCUGCUCUUCCACAAAAUCUUACAAGCAAUGGACAGAGCAGGCAGCCAAACAACAUUAUAAGGGAGCAUUGCACAACUUUAAACUAGCAUGUUCCCUAAUUGAGCAGUGAUGUAACUUUGAAACAAUGUUAAGCGGGAGGACGUUAAGUGAGGAGUUACUGUACUUCUAGCCCUGCUCAUCUGAACUUUUUGAGUCCUUCUGGACCCUUAGAUAUUGUGGUAUUGAGACCUAGAUUCCUAGCUGCCUUGUAUAUCCUGGGUGCCUCCCUCCCUUGGGGGGGUGUGUGUGUGUGUGUGUGUGUGUGUGUGUGUGGAUCCUCAAUGAGAAGAGCUGGGGAAAUCUUGAAAUAACUAUAUAAGGAUGGCUUCCAGGUCUGAACUGAGCAACUCUCUUCAGUGUGUGAAUCUCAGCUGUGUUUACUGCUCAUGAGAACAGAGAAGUGCCAACUUUCCUUGGUUUGCCCCAGUGGACUCUCUACUGGGAGUCCUCCAAUUUAAAAUUUUCCUUUUCCUUGCAGCAAUACAACAGCACAAGUAUCUUUCUCCCUUCAGUUACUCUGAAUAGCCCCUCACACUUGCCAUUUAUUCUGAAGCCUUGCUGUUGAGAUGUCCACUCGCUAUUCCCAGCAACACAAGUCCAUCUAUUAGGGUAUGUCUACAUGGGGAAAUUGACCAGCAUAGCUACAGCAAAAUAAUUAUUCUGCUAUUGCUAUGUCAUUUUAACUCCCCCAUACUUUGGAAGUUGGAAGCAGAGUAAUUAAUCUGGAGUAAGAGUGACUCUUACUCCAGAUUAAUUACUCUGCUUCCAAUUUCCAAAGCAUGGGACUGUUUUACAAUGGCAUGACUACAGUGAAAUAGUCAUUCUGCUCUAGCUAUGCUGGUCAAUUUCCCUGCCUAAACAGAACUGACUUUCCUCAGGGACAUCAGAAGAUUUAAGCAAUGAGGGCAAUGGAGUUAUGCCUGCUUGAAUCUAGCCUUGAUCCAUAGUUUAGUGGUGGGUGGUUUGGGUCCUUUGCAUGUAACGGCUUCUUUAAAAAUUCUUUUCCCUUCUGGUUUGUCUCAAGUCUGGCACACCCCGGUGUGGUGUCUCUUGUAUCCAUGCCAACAAGGCUGCCUUACGUUACUACUCCUCCUCUGUGCAUCAGCGUCUGUGUCAAUACAAAUGUGUUAGUUAGGAAUCAGAUAAACUGUUUGGUGUGUGGGGCCACUCACCUUGAACUUUUGGUAUGUUGCCCAAACUGUUAGCUGUAGACAGUAUCAAUUUAUUGACAACAAGAGAUUGAAGCAUAAAUGUUCUUGGAAUGUAGAGGAUACUUCCCAGCCAACUUUGGGGUUGAAACUUUCCACUCUAAGCAGCUUGAACGUGUUUGAAAUGUUGCUUAUAUUCACCACUUGCAGUGAGCCUCAGAACAACAUGGAGGGUCUGGAGCAGGUCUAGAAACCAAUAUUUGUCCUGCUUGAAAGGUGGUCUAACAAUCACAAUUUCAUAAGGUCAUCACAUAUGCACUCUGAUACAAUAGUUAUUUAAGCAGGAUGGACACCUAAGCCCCCACAGAAUCCUCCCCACAGGGGUACUGUUGUAUUAAUUUAGAUGGAAUACGGGGGCUAAAGGUGUUAACAUAACCCAGUCGCUGUCCAACAUUUAAAUAGUGUUAAACAAGGUUCAGGGUUUGGUAUACAGAGACAUCAGCCACCUUUAGACAUGGAAAGAUACAGAAAAGGAAAAACAGCAUUUGAAAUGUGAAGUAUUAAGUAAGGCUUUCAAUUUUUACAACAUUUCUUGUUCCCAUUCCUUUUCCCUUUAGCUGGAGAGAAUUUUAGAAGGACAACCCCCUUUGUCUGACAGUCUCUUAGACUUAUUAACGAUAGUAAUAACUGUCCUUUUGGGGAAAAAAGAGAAGAAGUUAGCUCAGAUGAGCUGGAACAGUUCUUGAAGUCUAAUCUCAUUUCCUCCCAGCUGGUGGUUGGGAUCUAGCUGGACCUGGUAAGGCUGGCAAUGCUAUAUCAGGGUCCCUCUCUCUGGCUUGGUCUAGUCAGGACUGCUCAGGAUUAGGAUGAUGAAGGUCCGGGGUCCCAGGAGAUGGUGGGAGUGACAGCAUGAUGGAGAAGCUCAUUUCACUUUCCUCCAUCUGUUCUUCUGUAUUCUGCCCCAAAAUCUUUCUUUAAGGACUUACAAAGGAAAUGGUGGGUAGAAUAGUCCAUCGCCUCAUUAUUUUGUCAUCAAAUAAGCCUAAUAUCCAACACCCCACUUUUGGUUCAUUAAUUUCCAGCCCCACAUCUUGUUUUUACCCAGCAUGAUUUCAGCAUAGUCCUGGGGUUAUAUCAACAUGGCCUCUUGUUUGCAAUGAUUUAGUCCCUGUCUGUUUCUUUUGCACCCGUUUAUAACAUUCAUUACUGAAAACAACUUGACCUACUUUCCAUCAACACUUGUUAAAGUUAUCCUACCAUCUUAUAAACGUCUUACAACUGAGCUUACAAUUACGGAAAAUUUGUAGGCCCAAUUGUCACAACGGUACUCGAGUCAAUCCUACUGGCCUGAUGGCUGAAAAGCAGUGAUAUCCCACCAAUUUUGGGAUAAUGGUAUAUCCAGCAAUGGGUAUUCAGUAUGUGCAAGGAGUACCACUUAAGGUAGCUGAGGAUACCCUACUAUGCACUGCCUAACUUGCAUAUGCAAAUCCUCCACAAUAAUACUGAAUUUACUUAACUGCCUUGCUAACUUGAUUCCAAAGUACUUUUUAUAUAUCUCAGCUCCAUAGCCCUUGAAACUUAUAUUCUUCUUCAAGUUUCCUCUGCAUAUUUCCACUCUUGGGACAUGUGCUGAUCAUUGUUGUUGAAUGAUGCAGCCUUCUACUAGUAGUGCCUGAGCCUUUGCUUGCAUGCUCCUCUCUUCCCCCAACUCUGUGUCUGAAUGUGUUCUGAGGGCGUGGUUAUAAAAGGCGGCACAGCAGGUGUGGACACCUCAGUUCUUUCCAGCAGCUACCAUGGACAGAUGAGAGCCUUCAGGAUUCAAGAUCCUUAUUGAUUGACAUAAGUGCCUUGCUUCUGUCUGUAAAUAGUUAAUUACUAUAGCAUUAGGUUUAGCUGUUAUGGGAAUGGCAGAUCCAAAGAGCAAGAAGCACAGAUUCAAGUGAUGUGCAUCGUGUCUUGCAGUUUUUCCAGCCUCAUGCUUAGAGUGUCCCUCUCUAAAGAUCUUUUCUCGAUGCACUCUCUCUGGGACAUUUACACUUCGAGCUAAGAAGGAGAGGCAGAACUGACUUCAGGCCCUCCUUUUACAAGAAUCAUUGUUGGCCAAAAAAAAAACAAACAGAA
Messenger RNA from Dermochelys coriacea (leatherback sea turtle), 7638 nucleotides. RefSeq names its product ribosomal protein S6 kinase A1 (gene RPS6KA1). NCBI's taxonomy places the organism in Eukaryota, Metazoa, Chordata, Testudines, Dermochelyidae. The coding region runs from base 147 to 2405 and encodes 752 amino acids. The record is from RefSeq and is a predicted model, not a curated record. Gene Ontology annotation, molecular function: ATP binding; ribosomal protein S6 kinase activity; magnesium ion binding. The transcript has 23 exons. Gene Ontology annotation, biological process: protein phosphorylation; positive regulation of DNA-templated transcription; intracellular signal transduction.